Messenger RNA from Amphimedon queenslandica, 2602 nucleotides. RefSeq lists its product as uncharacterized. The record is from RefSeq and is a predicted model, not a curated record. Bases 16 to 1518 code for a protein of 500 amino acids. The transcript is spliced from 2 exons. Gene Ontology annotation, molecular function: ATP hydrolysis activity. Lineage: Eukaryota; Metazoa; Porifera; Demospongiae; Haplosclerida; Niphatidae.
CACAAUAGUAUCAACAUGGCGCUUUUACUGACACUAAGGAGCGGAGCUUUACCUCGUCUCUCAAUCCUCCAGAGUUAUCGUCGGACACCCAUUGGUGUGGGCAUUGUGUCUCGGUAUAUGACUAGUGAUAGGAAACUCAGCAAUGAUAUUCAGGGACUCUCCAUCAAACACUCUGUACCAAAUGGUGACGCCCAGACUCCUGUCGACUCGCCCCGCACUGUACCUAAGAAUGAGGAUCUUCAGGUGCCACCGACCAGAUCAGAGCUGAAGAAUGGAAUGCUUCCACCUCCCGGAGCUCCUCCACCACAGAAGUAUAAUCUGUGGGAAAAAAUAAAUUGGCCCAUUGGUAAAUCUAUUGCUGGUGCUAUCUUAACUGCAAUGAUUGGAUACUUGAAGGCACUCUGGGAUUCUAAGUCAAAGGAGCGUGCUAUUGACAAUAUGAUGGAGAAUGGAACUAAACCUUGUCCGUUGGUUGAGAACCCUAUUGAACGUAAUGACAUUGUGGAAAGGAUUAAGAACACGUUUAUUCUUGGGCAAGGUACUGAAAAGAAAUUUGGAGUAAUUCUUGGUCCAACUGGAACAGGAAAGACACACGUCAUUAGGGAAGCACAUCGUUGGCAUCCUAAAGGAUCUCUUUACUUUGAAACUGAUGGAGUGCCACUAUUUGCCAAAGAGUUGGCUGAAGCUACUGGUAUCAGGAUUGAACCCACUCUCUUGAGUGUUGUGUUAAGCAAAUUUUUCCCAUCAUCUCCUGGCUACUAUCCACUUCCAUCAGAUUUUAUUGAUAGUAUGGUAUCAGUGAUUCGCAUUUUGGCUCAGAGAGCUGCUGUUUUCAAGGAGAAGCACGGACGGUCUCCUUGCUUGUUCAUUGAUGCGGUGGAUUUACUUGCCAAGGACAAUCAUGCAGCAUUUGUAAAAUUGGUUGAAAUAGCCAAAAAGCUUGCCAAUGAUGGGAAUCUUCGUAUCAUAUUUGGGUGUUCAGAGGGUCAUGUCAUGCCCCUUGUUCAUGGUACAUCUUCCAAAACUCGAGUUCAUGUAAUGGAAGUACUGGAUAUACCGGAAGAGAAAGCUGUUGACUACCUCAUGGACAAAGGAUUGCCUAAAGACUUUGCUGAUCGAGUAACAAAGGAAGUGGGUUGUAGAAUGAUAUUUUUAGAUCAUGUCGUUUCUUUUUAUCAUUUCUACAAGUCACAGUAUAGUGCUGAUGAUGACCUCCUAAAGAAAAUUAAGGAUAAAUGUCAUUUCCUGUUUACUAAACAGGGAUAUUCUGAAAUAGUACGACAAAAGCCACGAUCUGCCAUCAUCAUUAAACACCUGGUUAAGUUCGAUAGAGCAACAGGAUUCGACCCUGAAGUAUUUCUUGACGAAUAUAGUGAUGAGGCAGUUAGAGGGAGUAUGGAAGAUAGUCUUCAGUUAUUGGUCAGUAGCAAUGCUUUGAGGUACACAGAGGAAGGACAAGUGACUUGGCAUAGCAAGAUGAUGGAGGAGAAAGUUAAGAAAGAGUUUAAACUAAAAUAAUUUUGAGAUUUAACUUUGAAACAAUAGUGUUGUGAACUUGUUAGCUAUUAGUUUUUUUAUUUAAAAUUGGCACAAAGAACUGAAUAAGCAUAAUUAAGUAAUUCAAGCCCAGCCUAUGUACCUGCCCACCCUCUUAAAUUUUAAGUUUUAACUCCAACAUGCUGGAAUCAGAAGGCGAGAUUUUGUCGACUAAGAAUACUAAUUCUAACCAUAGAUAUACAAACACCUACCUAUCUAAAGUACUGAAGAGUUCAGUCAGUGAGAGAAGAGGAGACCUAACAUGAUGUGGUGACUAACAGGAAUAAGUGUAUGCCAGCUAAUGAAAGGUCACAUAAAUCUUGUAGUUGCAGUUACUGUAAGACUAUGUACAGUAGGUAAUCUAGUCCUUAGUUUUGAUUAUUUUUUGUGAUCACAAUUGAGCCUUGUUGUGUCAUUUUUAUUUGUAACAUCAUACCUGGUACUGACAGGGGCGGAUCUGGGUCAAGUUUCAUGGUAGGGCAAAGAAGUGGGUGGGGCAUUUAUAACUUUCAAUAAGUAGUUAUUAACUAUUAAUAACUUGUAAUUAACUUUUUAUAAUAAUUAAGACAAAAUGUUGAUCUGUUCUUAUCUCCAUUUUCAAAUCUGUUCUUAUCUCCACUUCUACCUGUACUGUUCCACCGCUUUGUGGAUGAGAAGAUAGUUGGUUGGGGCCGUUUAAAAUUGUAGUUAAGAGACAGCUGCUAAUGCUGCUUACUCAUUGUCCUUUUUUCAGUGCACAUGUUAUGUGGUUUUAAAGAUUAAAGAAGCCAUAAUAAGCACACACACAAGUUUAUUUAAGAUGAUGCAUAUGAAUUUCAUUAUAUAAUUAUGAAUCUCAUUAUCUUAUAAAGUUGAUGCCUGGGCAAAAACCCGGGCUUGCCCAGGUUCAGAUCCGCCCCUGGUGACAGGUAGUCUUUGAAGAUUGAGCAGGUUUCCCUUUAGGUGGAUUCCUAUGGUUUGAUGGUUGCUUGUUUUUGCUACGGCACACUCUAGCCAAAUGCCCUUUCUUUCCACAUACUCUGCAUUCAGAAUCCAUGAACCUGCAUUUGUUGGCAUAGUGACCGCC